Messenger RNA from Aspergillus melleus, 1737 nucleotides. RefSeq lists its product as uncharacterized. Lineage: Eukaryota; Fungi; Ascomycota; Eurotiomycetes; Eurotiales; Aspergillaceae. The record is from RefSeq and is a predicted model, not a curated record. The transcript has a single exon. Bases 1 to 1737 code for a protein of 578 amino acids.
AUGGACACUGGCGGUCUUGCUCAGAUGACUUACAACUCGUCCUUCAAUAAUGGCAGCUCCCUCGGAGCCCCGGGCUCCGGCUUCGGAUCAAGGAGGAAAGGCGCUAACAUCAAACGACUGAGUGUGCCGCCUCCUCACAUCUCGACUAUUGAUGAAUCUCAGCCAUCGGGUCCGAUACCAACCCCUCGAACCAGUCGCUCACACCUUCUGGCGGGUCUGCGUACUGCUCCUAAGUCGGCUACCGUUCCUUCGGCUUCCCAACGUCAGCAGCAGUUUGGAGUGGAGGGUGACCGAUACGGCAACCAUGCGAACCGCACCGCCGAACGGGUCCCGCAGACCGCUAUGGGAACUGGUUUCCCUCGCCAUUCUUUCGGUAUGAACCAGAACCAGAAUCAGGACACAAACCAAAAUCGCCCCAUGUACACCCUACCGGAGCAGGUGCUUGCGCCCCCAACCCUCGACAUCGGCAGCGAUAUGCACAUCGACGAAAGUCUUUAUGCGGAGCUGAUGUCUACGAAUCUUUUCUUGGCUGCCCAGCAGCAGCGCCUGCAGCAACAGCUGGUCAGCGUGACCGCCGCGGCCCAGCAAUUCCAGGGCUUGAGCCUGGGAAUGCCUUUGGGAGCCCAACAGCAGCAGGAAAUUCCCUCGCUGUCAGUUCCGGGAAUGGGAUUUUAUCAGCAACAGCUUCAGCAGGGUGUGCAGCCCGUCGUGCAGCCCGUCCUCGGCCAGCCCGGGCUGUUCUCCGUUUUUAACCCUCUCACGGGCCAGCAGAACUACGUCUAUGACAAUUCUAUCCAGCAGGAUGGCUCACCGGUCCCGUAUCAGGAAGAAGAGCAGCCGCCCGCUAUGCAGGUCCCUACCUUCCGCGCUGAGGUGUCACCGCCUCCUGAGUCGACUCAUUCUUACGAGAGGUACCCCCAGCCGGUGUCUCCGCCCAGCUCCAGCCCUUCUCCCCCUCACGAAACAGUCCCGUUGCCGCCACCAUCCGCCAAUGCCUUCCGCAGGGGCCACAAGAAGAGCUCGUCGUUCAACCCAGCGUCUAAAGCGCCAAUCGACACUGCUCGGGCCAACGCCAACAGCACCAUGCCUGCCCCCAAGACCGCUACUCUGCCACAGACACCCGCCACGGGCACUUUCGGACCCGGUCAAGGGCGCGCGGGUGAGCACCCUAUGCGCCAACCGCGCGGCCCACCUUCGUUGGAGGAACUCGUUGCAAAGCCUACCUCGAAGCACGAAGGUAGCAAGAACUUCGCCACUCGACAACGUCGAAGGGCCGUCCACAAUUUGGUGCGUGCGGGAAUUGAGCGACGAGGCGAAACCCGCAGCUUCGGAUGCCACAGCAGCGGUGGUACCAACACACCGGCCAGCGAGAAGGAAUUCACGUUCUCCGACGGAGAUGAUGCCACGGUUCGCAGUGGUAGCCUCUCCAGCAAGCCGAGCCUGGGCAGUUUGCGGGCUGCAGCCAAUGGUGCGAUUGGCUCCGAGAGGAAGGAAAGAUCUUCUCGGGAGCGACGGUCGCAGGACAGCCCUUACAACACCCCCAUCAGCGAAGAUGGAGGCUUUUUUGGUGGCAAGUUUGCGGAUGUUCGAUCGGGCCAGGUCUCUCCCCCAGCGGGGUCACCUUCGGUUGCUGCUGUCGUCGCUGGCCAGAAGACGGUAGCUCAGGGUCCGGAAAGGCGCAAGACUCCGAUGCUUGUGCUGUCCAGCGCUGAAAAGCGCAAGACCCCGAUCAUGUAA